AUGGAGAAAACAGAUGGUCGUGACCAGCACGUCGAAGGGUCGUGGGCCGGCAGCCCACGAGGGAUGGAGGCUGGCACGAACGAGAAUCUCCGCGUCGGCUAUGGGGAGAUGCAUCUUUCUGAGGUGCAUAGUCAGUAUCUUCUCGCUCGGCAUGGUACGCUAGAUCUCGAUCCCAUCCCAGACAUGAGCGAUGCCGAUCCGUACAAUUGGCCGCGAUGGAGAAAAGUGAUUAACCUGGCCCUGAUCGCUUUCCACGCCAUGAUGAGUACCUUUACAGCCGCCGCAAUCCUGUCGGCCUUUGUCAACAUCUCCACGGAUCUGCACAUCAGCUUGCAGCGCACCAGUUAUUUGGUCUCGCUGUUCAUUGCCAUCCUCGGUGGGGCGCCCUUAUUCUGGCGUCCGCUGUGCAACCGAUUUGGACGCCGUCCAAUCUUCCUGAUUUCGCUCGUCUGUAGUCUGGUCGGUAACGUGGGCUGCGCGAAGAGCCCCUCAUACGCCACGAUGGGUCUUUGUCGUGCUAUUACUGCCUUUUUCAUUAGCCCUGCUGCGGCCAUGGGGAGCGCUGUGGUCGCCGAGACUUUCUUCAAGAAAAAUCGAGCGCAUUGCAUGGGCAUCUGGACGCUGAUGGUGACCUUAGGUGUGCCGGCCGCGCCCUUCAUCUUUGGGUUUGUGGCGUUGCGUGUUGGAUACCGCUGGAUCUACUGGACCCUAGCCAUUGUCAACGCCGUGCAGUUCAUCCUCUACUUCGUCCUCGGGUCGGAGUCGCUCUACAUGCGCAAGGACAAUAGUGGCCAGCAGGUCACCAACGUGAAACAGAGUCUCUUCAAGUUCUCACGGAUUGACCCGACUCCUUUAAAAUUCUGGGACUUCUUCCAGCCCCUUACCUACGUGAUAAAGCCCUGCGUGUUAAUUCCAGCUGCGGCAUACGCCAUGAUCUUCCUGUGGGGCAGUGUGAUGCUCACUAUUGAGAUCCCUCAGGUCUAUCCUAAAAAAUUCGGAUUGAACACGCAGGAAGUCGGUCUGAACUUCCUGGGGCUGAUCAUCGGAUCUGUCAUUGGCGAGCAGGUCGGCGGCUUCAUUUCCGACCGCUGGAUGUUGCUGCGCGCCAAACACACCAACCAUCCUCCGGCACCGGAAUACCGUCUAUGGCUAAGCUAUAUUGGGCAUGCAUUAACCAUUUGUGGCAUUGUUGUUUUCACGAUCCAGUUGCGCGAUUCUGGUGAUAAAUGGGAUAUCACCCCUAUAGUGGGGUCGGCUAUCGCUGCCGCCGGCAAUCAAAUUGUCACCACCGUCAACAUCACCUAUGCAGUGGAUUGUUACCGUGAGGAUGCUGCGAGUGUUGGCGUGUUCAUUACCUUCGUCCGUCAACUGUGGGGAUUCAUUGGUCCUUUCUGGUUCCCACAGAUGUUUGAGAACUGCGGCUGGGCUGGUGGUGCAGGUAUUGCUGUUGGACUAAUGGUUGGUGUUAGCGUCGUCCCAACUGUGCUGGUGCAGUGGCGUGGCGCGGCGUGGCGUUGA
Molecule: messenger RNA, 1518 nt
Organism: Penicillium riverlandense
Lineage: Eukaryota; Fungi; Ascomycota; Eurotiomycetes; Eurotiales; Aspergillaceae
Exons: 4
Coding region: 1-1518 (505 amino acids)
Biological process (GO): transmembrane transport
Molecular function (GO): transmembrane transporter activity
Source: RefSeq, a predicted model, not a curated record